Messenger RNA from Lindgomyces ingoldianus, 534 nucleotides. RefSeq lists its product as uncharacterized. The transcript is spliced from 5 exons. NCBI's taxonomy places the organism in Eukaryota, Fungi, Ascomycota, Dothideomycetes, Pleosporales, Lindgomycetaceae. The record is from RefSeq and is a predicted model, not a curated record. Bases 1 to 534 code for a protein of 177 amino acids.
AUGGCGACUGAAGCGCAGGAGGCGGCACCGGAUUGUGCACAACCGAUGAAAAGGAAGGAGGAGUGGGCGGAGAGUUAUAUCGCAUACGUGGCGCAUUCGGAGGAGAGCCAAGAGUGUUCCCUAGAUCCUAGCGGCGGGAAGGAGGCGGUGUUUGAAAUCGUCCGUAGUGUUCUGGGAAUUUGUUUUAAACCCCUCACCUCGUGUGAUUAUAAAAUUCAGUCUCUGGGUAGGGCUCUUAGUUGGUUUAUCAUGCUGAUAGCCUAUCCUCAGCCUCUCUUACUAUCAACUAGAAUCCAAAAUGGUUUAACAGAGGACAGUCAAACUGUAACCGCUAGAAGUUACUACCUAAAAGGCACUCGCGAGAAACAGCAACAAUACCAUGUCAAUGAAGUGAAACUAAAGCAGUUCCCCUCCGUCCCCCACAUCCCCCUUGUCCGGCGAACUCUCCCUACAUCGGACCUCCUGAACAGCUUAUUAGCUUAUCAGCUCGUCUCCAAAACCAUUAUCUUCCCAUCCCACUAUUUCCAUGCAUAG